This is a messenger RNA of Arabidopsis lyrata subsp. lyrata, 1222 nucleotides long. Its product is annotated as dirigent protein 15. NCBI's taxonomy places the organism in Eukaryota, Viridiplantae, Streptophyta, Magnoliopsida, Brassicales, Brassicaceae. Bases 415 to 990 code for a protein of 191 amino acids. The transcript has a single exon. The record is from RefSeq and is a predicted model, not a curated record.
AGAUAACUAUGGCUUAUUAUCUCUAAAUAAAAUGAACUGAUCUAAUCCAAAUCGAAAACUAAAACUCUGUCUAAACCCCACUCCAAUUUUAAUCCCCAAAAGAGGAAAAAAAAAAGGUGUAGAUGCAUUAUUUUCGCGAGAGAUUACUGUAGUAUUCUAUAUUCAUAAUGAACCUGAAUGCUAUGCAUUUACUACUUCUUUUUCUUAUAUAGAAAAAUAUCAUUAGAUUUUCUGAAUAAAUGACAUAUACACUCUUUUAAUCUGUUCUUUCCAAUUGUGUAGUAUCUUUUUAUAGAAGAAAAUCUUUGCCUAAAAAAACUUUCCUAAAACUUUAAGUGAUCACACUAUAUAGUAGUAUGUUUUAGAUACAUUUGGAUACUAAUCCUUCAUAUCAAUUUCUUAAUUUUUAUAAUUAUGAAGAACACACUCGUAACAUUUUUCACACUCUGUUUGAGCGUGGCCGUUCUGGCAGCGCGUCACGAGUCCUACUACUGCAAAACCAAACCGGCUAAUAUGAAGGAGGAAAAAGUGACACGUGUCCGAUUCUAUCUUCGUGAUACCCUCAGUGGCCAAAACCCUACCGCCGUUAGAAUCGCACAUGCCAAUCUCACCGGCGGCUCAGAGUCUCCGGUGGGUUUUGGAAGCCUCUUUGCAAUAGACGAUCCACUCACCGUCGGACCGGAGAAACAUUCGAAAGAGAUAGGGAACGGUCAAGGGAUGUAUGUCUCCGGGAGCAAAGAGAUGAGCAAAUUCUCGAUUGUGAUGUACGUCGAUUUGGCUUUCACGACGGGGAAGUUCAAUGGAAGCUCAAUCAGUAUCUUCUCGAGGAAUCCGGUGGCGGAAGAGGCCGGAGAGCGAGAGAUCGCGAUAGUUGGUGGCCGUGGGAAAUUCAGAAUGGCGAGAGGUUUCGUCAAAAUAAAAACACAUAAGAUUGACAUGAAAACCGGUGAUGCUGUUCUCCGAUAUGAUGCUACUGUUUACCAUUAUUAAUAUAUAUAUAUAUAUAUAUAUAUUUAUAUAUGUUCCAAUCAAAAUAAUAAAAACGCCAACUACGUUAAUAAUUCAGAUUAAAACUGAUUUUUGCAGGAUCAUGAGAUUAUAAUUAUGUUGCAAUCAUUCUUUUCAGAUUAAAAUUGUUGUUUUACAAAUCUUUCGUGGAUAGUAAUAUUUGUGAUAGCGUUACAAAAGACAUGAAAGGGCCAAGUGAGUCUAUGAUUGAUUU